Messenger RNA from Loxodonta africana (African savanna elephant), 10896 nucleotides. RefSeq names its product hypoxia inducible factor 1 subunit alpha inhibitor (gene HIF1AN). Gene Ontology annotation, biological process: negative regulation of Notch signaling pathway. Lineage: Eukaryota; Metazoa; Chordata; Mammalia; Proboscidea; Elephantidae. Gene Ontology annotation, molecular function: peptidyl-histidine dioxygenase activity; [protein]-asparagine 3-dioxygenase activity; ankyrin repeat binding. The transcript is spliced from 8 exons. The coding region runs from base 18 to 1070 and encodes 350 amino acids. The record is from RefSeq and is a predicted model, not a curated record. Gene Ontology annotation, cellular component: nucleus; cytoplasm.
CGUCCCUAGCGGCGGAGAUGGCGGCGGCGACGGCGGCGGAGGCUGCCGCUUCGGGCUCUGGAGAGCCCCGGGAAGAGGCUGAAGCCUCCGGCCCCGCCUGGGAUGAGUCUCAACUGCGCAGUUAUAGCUUUCCGACCCGGCCCAUUCCGCGUCUGAGUCAGAGCGACCCUCGGGCGGAGGAGCUUAUCGAGAAUGAGGAACCUGUGGUAUUGACCGACACCAAUCUUGUUUAUCCUGCUCUGAAGUGGGACCUUGAAUACUUGCAAGAGAAUAUUGGCAACGGGGAUUUCUCUGUGUACAGUGCCAGCACCCACAAAUUUUUGUACUAUGAUGAGAAGAAGAUGACCAAUUUCCAGAACUUUAAGCCGAGGUCUAACAGGGAGGAAAUGAAAUUUCAUGAGUUUGUUGAGAAACUGCAGGAUAUACAGCAACGAGGAGGAGAAGAGAGGUUGUAUCUGCAGCAGACACUCAAUGACACCGUGGGCAGGAAGAUUGUCAUGGACUUCUUGGGUUUUAAUUGGAACUGGAUUAAUAAGCAGCAGGGAAAGCGUGGCUGGGGGCAGUUGACCUCCAACCUGCUGCUCAUCGGCAUGGAAGGAAAUGUGACACCUGCUCAUUAUGAUGAGCAACAGAACUUCUUUGCUCAGAUCAAAGGCUACAAACGAUGCAUCUUAUUCCCUCCGGAUCAGUUUGAGUGCCUCUACCCGUACCCUGUCCAUCACCCAUGUGACAGACAGAGCCAGGUGGACUUUGACAACCCUGACUAUGAGAGGUUCCCCAAUUUCCAGAACGUGGUUGGCUAUGAAACAGUGGUUGGCCCUGGUGAUGUUCUUUACAUCCCAAUGUACUGGUGGCAUCACAUAGAGUCAUUACUAAAUGGGGGAAUUACUAUCACUGUGAACUUCUGGUAUAAGGGAGCCCCCACCCCUAAGAGAAUUGAAUAUCCUCUCAAAGCUCAUCAGAAAGUGGCCAUAAUGAGAAACAUUGAGAAGAUGCUUGGAGAGGCCCUGGGGAACCCACAAGAGGUGGGGCCCUUGUUGAACACAAUGAUCAAGGGCCGAUACAACUAGCCUGCCAGGGGUUCGAGGCCUCCUGCCAGGUGACUGCUAUCCCGUCCACACCGCUUCAUUGAUGAGGACGGGAGAUUCCAAGCGCUAGUAUUGCACGCUGCACUUAAUGGACUGGACUCUUGCCAUGGCCCUGGAGGCAGGUGUUUGGGGCAAGGCAGGGAGGUUGGCACUCCACUCCCAUUUGGAGGGACUUCUUGCCCUUGCCUCUUGUGCCCCAGCACCUUUCCUCUCUGCCCCCCCUUAAGUCCUGCAUUCAGUGUAUGGAGUCCCAACUUCUGAGUGUCUUCAUGUCUGUGUGUGUCCGUCUGUCAACCCUGGGAUGUAUGUGUGUCUGUUCCUUGCAACCUCAGUGCCUCAGCCUGAGAGAGGAGAUGCUUCUGGGACCCCCACUGCAUCUGAACUGCAGGGCCAGAGCUAUCCUGACCAUUAGGUCAGUCUGCCCCCCUCCAGCUUUCACACAGUCAGACUCUAGGCUGGGUAGGAAUGGCUACUGGAACUUUAAUGGGGAGAGGGAGGAGGAGGCUUACCUUUGAGAGCCUGACAGCUGUCCUGUGAGAAAGAAUUAGGUAGGGUUCCAGCUUAGACCUUCAAACUCAGGCCAUACACAGGAAGGAGCCUUGUGACAUGAGAACCAAGGAUUGUGCAUAAGUUCCAAAUUGCAGGCAUAUACAGCUUCUCUUUCAGCACCAGCUCUUACUCCCUGUGCAGGGCACCAAGGGAGUUCUCCUAGUGGUGGCUUCUCUAGGUUCUUGGGAUGCACGCUUCUCUCUCUCUCCCUCUUUCUCUCUCUCUCUCUGUGUGUUUGUGUGUGUGUGUGUGUGAGAGAGAGAGAGAGAAAGUGUGUGUGUGUGCGUGCAUGCAUGUCCAUGCUGGCCAGCCUCUUCAGUUUACCAAGGUUCUCUACUGCUUAACCUUGUCCAGUGGGACAGUGCAGUAGGAGUCCAGGGAAGUACUGCCUGACCUAGCCUAAAGCAUUUUCACUCAGAUUUUAGCCAUUGUUUGUUGGUCAGGUCUUACUGCAACCAGCCUGAGGCUGACUGCUAGAGCCUCAAGGCCCUGUGGCUCUCCCUGCCCAGGCCACAUCCUCUACUCCUGCUGAGCUCCCUGGCUGAGUAGAUGAAAUGGGGUCAAGCUUAGGCAGCUAACUCACCACCUGUCAUUCACCUCAAGGCAAGGUCAAAAAUGUAGCCUUGCCUCAUUAAGCCAGCGCCUCUGCCAGACCCCACUCUAAUGCCCUGGAAACACCCUCAAAAGUCAGGGCAACUUAUGGAGCACAGAAGUGGAAUUUCCUUUUCUGUUCAUAGCUACUCAUGGGAACCCCUCUCAGGGCUGCAGCUUACAGCUAGCUGGGCAGCUGUGCACUGUAGCACUUGAAGGGCUGUCGUUCACAUCUAUUCAUUGAGAGUAGGGCCCUGGAGUGAGUGUGAUGGCCCUCUCUCUUAUCACCUCCACUCCCAUCUCCAUCCCCCUUCUCACUGAAAAGAAAGAGGAGUUGGAAGUCUCUGCCCCCCCUCUCCCCCUUUUUUUUUUGCCAAAGGUGUAUUUCCAGUGUCUGAGCUAUGGCUCUAACCCCCAAAGCUCAGUUUACAGUGCACUAAAAAUGGACUGAGAGGAUGUGUGUGGAUGUGUGUGUGCACCUGUGUGUGUAUUUGGGGGGAAGGGAUGUUUGUGUUUAUUUUUAGAACCUCAUUCUGGGGUUUUCUGAUAGAGUGGGUGUGCAAACAUGGUACCUUUUCAAGUGUAGUUCUUUCAAAUAUAGCUAAUCUUGAAAAAUGACUGAGUGUUCUCCAUCUCUUGGGAAAGAGGAGCGCAGCAAAGAAAACGAAGCAGACUGAGGAUGAACUUGGGCCACAACCAUACUUAGAAAGGUUGUAGAUUAUGUUCACGCUCCUCAGCAGGCCUGCUGCAUUCCUGGCUCAGCCUUAAAGAUGUGGGCGAUGUGCAGCAGGGAGGCGGGUGCCCCUCAGCUGGUCCUCACUGGGUGCUGUGCUGACACAGGCCUGACCCAAGGUGAUGGCCAACUGGGAAAGGCUAACUUUGAAACGUUCACAGGAUUGGUCCUGAUCUUUGGGUAAUAUAAUAGAGGCCCCCAAUUAUUAGCUUCCUGAUACGUGCCUAGUGCUUUUAUCUUUGUUCGUCGCCAUCCUACAAGGUAGGUAUUCUCAUUUUACAGAUUUAGAAAUGGGCUCAGAGAGGCUAAGUGAUUAGUGGCAAUCAAAUUUGAACCUAGUGCUGUUUGAUGGCAAACCCUGCUCUUUCCAUUCCACCAAACUCUGUUGAUUGUCUUGCCUUAAUUCUCUCCCUUGUACUACAGCGUCUGGCCUCCAUUCUCACGCCACUGGGCACUGUAUGGCACAGGCAGGCUAAACCAAGAGGGUUCAGAGGAUCAGCUUAGGGAGAAAGCUCUUCUGGCCUCCAGCUAAAAGCAUCUUGCUAAAACUUCCCAGGAGACUGUAGUAUGGGUUAAGAGUUCUAGAAGGAGGUAUGGAGACCUGAGUUCUAGAUUCUAUUGUGUUACUUGUGUGUCCCGUAAUUUCUCCCCAGCAUGCAUGUUCAUCUAUAGAACUGAAAGCCUAGUUCUUGGUGGUCACUAAGAGCCUUGACUCCUGUUCUGAGAUCAAAGCUUCUCCCUUCACUCACCUAGGCUAGGGCUCUUUAGGCUCAAGUUCUGCUUGUGAGGGAAGAAACAUCCUCUGCAGUUGGUUACCAUCCAUCCUAGCGGGCAGGAUGGGAGGCAUACACACCGAGGGAGUUGGGGAUAUGGGCCUAUAUAGGGGUCGGCCAAACUGCAGGCUCCUGUUUUCACACCAGCAGGUGCAGAGGAAACUACCGUUUUGUGAAGUCAAAUAUUUGUUGGGGGGUUGGUGUUGGGUGUGGGGGAGGGGCUGUUCUGGGCAUCAGUUGAGCAGAUGCCCGGGAUGCCUGGGGGAGACCAGCUUCCUCUACAAAUCAGAGCUCUAAAUUACAAGGUUUUUACCAACGUGAACAGUUGGGGGAAGUCGUCUGCUCUCAUUUGCGUAAUGGUUUCUGUCACUGGUGAUUAGACACAGGAUGAAGGAAAAGAAAUUUGACAAUUAGGAAUGAGCGAUCAUUAAUCUGAAUCUGUUAGGAAUCAGAGAGGGGAAGGAUCCUUAGCAAUGGGCCUGCUCAGUGUGGGGAUACACUCCCUCCCUCUGCCACCCAGAGACCUCUAGGUCACACACCCUUUCAGUAUUCCCACAAGUGGGCUGAGCUUGUAUCAAGACUGGGUGGGCCUGAGAUGGAUACAGGAGUAGACAUUUUUGGGCCUGAACCAAGAAUGAUAAAGAUAGAUGGGUGUCGAGUACAAGCUACCGGGCAAGGAGUAACGAGAAUAGUUUUGACGUGUUUAGCGUUUGCAGAAAAUGUCUUUGUAAUAGUCAGCACUUCCGAUAACAUCACCUGUGACAAAUCCAGUCCAGCAUAGCAGGGUGUGGAGAAAACCAGGUCUUUCUGAAACAAUCAGAUCGUGAAGCCCUAUCAUUGUGCUCUCAGUGUGGACCACGUUAGGGGAAGGAAGAUCAGUGGAGAACAAAACUCCUCCAAAUCCCUGGGCUCCCCGUGGGAGGGCAUCGUCACUCUAGGCCCCCCAGCAAUGCUGAUUUGUUUGUCUUUUUAUGUCAAUACAGCUGUGGUUAUAUGGGGUGCAUUGAGGCCCCUGGCCCAGAUGUGUGAGCCAGCGAUAAGGUUAACUAACUGGCUGAGUUUUACCGUGUAGAGAAUCCCAACUUGGAUCUUCCAGGUCACCGAGUUACCUUACCUCUCACCUCCUCAGUCUUUUCAGACUUUAAGGGCAUUUUUAAAUUGCACCAGUUAGUACUUGUUCCUCAGUUUUGUGACUUGAAUGCAGGGGUUCCUUAGAUCAGAGGUCCCCUCAAGGAAGCAUGGGGGGUGGAAGUGGGGAGGGGUUCUCUGUGUCCUCUGAGAAUGUGAACUCCCCAAGAAUAGGCCUUUGUCUCCUCCCUCAGUGAAUUCCCUACAUUUGGAUCUUCUACCCUUUAAAAUCCAGUGCAGGAUUUAGUAAAGGAAUUACCCUCUAAACAGUUUUACACUAGACUGGUAGAUGACAGGAGAGGGGUUAUCACCCAGAAGUGGCUCAUAGAGUUCCAAAGGCACUGACCUUCCAGCCCGUAUUCUCUUCCCCUUUCUCAGGAACCUGCAGUUGUUUGUCCUCUAGCCCCCUGCCCGGUUCUCUGGUGUCUUCUCAAACUGCCUUCUUUAAAGGAAUGUUCCAGCUUCCCUUUCCAGAAGUCCUUCAGUUUCUCCUACCCAGCUUCCCUCUGCCCAGUCUCCAGUGCUUCCUUCAGCAAGGUCCUUUUUCCUAAAGAGUUGCCAUUCACCUUAGGAAUUCCUUGGCUAUGUCGGGAUAAAGUGACACUGUCCCUAGGGCUGCUUUCCCUGGGGUCAUUCUUGUUUGUCGUAGGUUUGUCUUUUCUGAGCGUGGUAGCUGUUUUUGCCUAAGGCUAGUUCAUGUGCUCCGUGUCUACCCCAUCCUCUUGCUGUUCCUCUUUCAUUUCUGCGCAUCCUGGUUUAUCUCUCCAACUGUGGUGGCCCUUUCGGCUUGUCGGCAAGAUCUAUCUAAUCCUCACAAACCUGGGAUCCUGAAAGGAGCCCUACUGAGCACUUUCGGAGCAUUUCUGAAGGUCCUCAGAACUUGGCAAACUUGAGACCCAGGAGCCAGUGAUCAGUAGGCCUCCAGAGAGUAACUACAGAGGGUGGGGGUUAGGAGACUCCGCAGGAGUGGGGCUGGGCCUGGCAAGUCAGGGUGGAAGAGCUGGAGUGUUUGUUUCCAUCUAAAUGUGUCCUGUGUGCCUUCAGGUCUAGUGGUUCAGAGAUGAUGGGCAUUUUGUGAAUGUCUCAUUUCUUUCAGGUGUCUGGCGAUGCUCUGAGUCACCAAGUUUGGUUGAACUCUGUAGUCCAGUGGUUGCUGGAUGGGGAACAGCAUAUUGAGUAGUCAGAUGUCAGGAGUGGAGGUCUUAGAUGAGAAAGGCUCUGGAGGGCUGGGGGUUAACAGAAGAGAGGUCCCAGUGGUUAGCCUAUAACCACAUAAUCACUUCUGCGGGAGCUUAAAUAUGAUAGCUGAUUAAAGAAGUUAAUAAAUUGGGCCCUGCCUUUUUCCGUACCUAAACUCUGGUCUCUAGGCAAUAUUUUGGGAAGGAGAAUGUGUCCUUUAACUUCCAAUGGGAAACAGUCUAGCAUAGUGUUUGAAAGCAUGGACUUUGGAGUCAUGUCUUUUUUUUUUGUUUAGAUUUCUAGUUUUGCUACUCACCAGCUGAGUUUGACCGUGGUUGAUUCACUUAACCUCUCUGAGCCUCAGUUUCUUCACCUAUGAUGAUAUGUGGGGCGGGGGGCGGAGUGUUGAAAAUACUGCCUCAGGGUUGUUGGAUUAACUGAAAUAAUGUUUGUAAAGCUUUAGCACUGUGCCUGGCAAGCACUUAAUAAAUGGUUGUGGUGGUUAUAUUUAUUAUGUGACUUAUUCAAAUACUUGGUUUCAGUGAUCACUAAACAGAUUUCCAUGAUUCCUUCCCUCUGAAGAAAAGCAUAGGGAAGAAUAAGGAGAAAGACCCCUGAGAAGCCCAUACUGAAUUGCGUGAGACAAGAGUCUUGGCUCCUAAACCAGUUCCAGAGAAAAGGAAACAAAGAUUGUCUGAUGUCUCUUCUCCCUGGUAGCCAGACUCACAGCCAUACAUGUCAGCCUGGGGUCCAGGGUGAGAAGCUGUCAGGUAUGACCACCUACAGGGGCUGUGAUCAGUUAAAUGAUUUCCCAUUACACAUGGAGAAGCUGUUGCUACCUCACACCAUGAGACACUGUAGCAGUCAAACCAGGCCCCAUUGAUUCAGUUUUAUCCCAUUUCCUUCAAUGUAUUUAAAUUAUGUGUAUAUUAAGGCACAGGCAUUCAGAAGAGAAUUCAGAAAAAUAAAAGGCUGGAAUCUCAGUAGCUACAAUUUGUUGAACUAUUUUGCUCCGGGCACUAUACCCAUGUUCAUACUCUGGUUCAGUGGGGGAGACAAGCAGGCAGUUGGAGUUACGGGUGUGCAGAGGAGAAGCAGCUGAUCAAGCUUAGUCAUUUAGGGUAGGCUUCCUGCAGGAAGUGGCAGAGUCUAAGUGGAUAUCUGGAAGAUGAGUAACCAGGGGGUGGGGCAUGGUAAAAGACAUAAAUUUCUUCUGUAGCUUCUCAUUCUCCCAGUCCAAAAACAAACACUCCUAUAUGUUUAAGGGUUUUGUUGCAAAUCAGAAGAGCAAUGGACUCCUGAAAGAAGAAGAUGACCCUUGGGUCAAUCAUAGAAGUCUUUGAAAAUCAUUUUAGUUGUUUGCCUAGAUCUGUACUGCAGUGCACACGGGUUGAACAUGCUCAUUUGUAGCCAUUCUGCAGUCCUCUUCCUCAGAGGAUUGUGGAGGGGACUUCCUCUUGGAGGCAGCGUAAUGUAGUGGUUGAGAAUGAGAGCUUUGUGUACCUGGCUUUGAAUCCUAAAUCUGCCGUUAUUUGUAACCACGGGAAGGUGACAAAACUACCUGAGACUCACCUUUAUUUUUAUGGGGCUACAUCACCUUCCUUGUCAGAUAAGUGAAAUAAGAUACAGAAAGGCUUAGCAGAGUGUCUGGCCCAUAGCAAGGGCUCAGUCAUUGUUAGCUCCCAGUGGCCCCUUCCAAAGCCUUUACCUCUCCCCUGUCUAGCUUCCUGACUAAGAUCCUCUUUCUAGUCUCAGAGCAUGUCUAGGUAUCAGUUCAUGAGCAGAGCAUAAACUUCCCAGCUCGGGUUAGCAAGCUACUACCCCUUCUCAGUGACCUCUUACUCUCACAAGAACCCAAUCACCACCUUCAUUGCUGGGGAAUGAUCUUCCAAAAUUUCUUCCUGCAAUAGUAAAAAUACCAAAACACUGUCAAUAAAAAUAAAAGGCAUCAGGCCUGCUGCCCCCCAAGAGGAUAGAAGGAUGGUUCCUUCCAGAGGCAUUGGAGGCUUGUGCCAGCCAGCAGCGCAGUCAGAGGGCAUAGAGGAGAUGCUGGCGUGUGUAGUUUGCACAGAGGGCAGGGACACAGGAGAUUGGUUCAGAGGCUGCCAUGUUAGUCUAGAGGCAGGAGGAUGAGGGCUUGAGAAUUACAGUUCUUAAUUUCUUAAUUGUAACCUUUUGACCAUGUUGUUUGAGCACCACCCCACACAUUUUACAGUUGGUGUGGCCAUUUUUUCAUAAGGGCCUGUCUGAUGUACUGACAAGAACAGAGGCUUUGAAAGUGACUCCUGGGUUUUAAUCCCCACUUGUCACUUUCUAACUCUUGUCGCCUUGGGUAAGUUAUAAGUUAAUGUCUCUAGGCCUCAAAACCUUCACUUGUGAGCUGUGGGAAAUAGCACAUAACUUGCACAUUGUUUUGAGGGUUUGUGGUAAUGUUUUUAACCAGCUCAGUGUGGGUACUCAGGAUAUAGUUUAUUAUGAAGCCUGACUGUCAUGAACAGAGUUUAGUUAGUGCUGGAGAGAAAGAAUCUACUGGUUGCACAGCUUUUCUGAUCCUACUCCGACUCUCAAGGCACAUUGUUCGAAGUGGAAUCAGAAGAGAGGACUUAGGGUGGAGGAAGCAAAAUGGGGAAAAGAUCAUAAGGUUGUGGGAGGGACUGAAAAUUCAUAAAGGGCAGGGCCUGAGACAAAGAUAGCUUUGCUAAGGUAGGAUCUUGGGAAACAGAAGCAGAGACCUAGGUUCUAGGUUACCACCAAAUCCCUGGGAAAAUAAAGGGAGAGAGUAGCUGUGGAAGAUACAGUAUGGUUGAGUAGAAAGAACACAAGGUUUGAAGCAAUGAACCUAAGUGUGAAUCUUAGAUAUACCUCACAUAGACUGGGUGUCUCGGGGCCUGAUAGUCUCUCUAUGCUUCAGUCCCCUCAUCUUUAAAAUUGGUGAAUAAUACUGCUACCUUCUUUACAGGGUUGAUGGGACAAUGUGUGGAAAAUGCUAUGUAAACUGAGCGACAUAUAAAUGUUAAUUGUUGGGUGUUGCUGGGAGUUGGGGUUCUGGAGAGCUUUUCUAGAGUGGGUGUGGCACAGAAUUGCUGGGGUCCCAAGAUUAGAGCCUCCUACUUUCCUAGCAAGAAAGCAGUAAAGCAGCGUUUUCCACCAAAAUAGUGUUCUUUCACUUCGCCAAAGUUGACCAGUAAUGAUAUAAGAAGGAAAAGCUGUGUGGUGAGAAAGCAUAAGUUUUAGAGUUACACGGACUAGGUUUGAAUCUUGGUUUCACCAUUUACUAACAGCAGGAUGGUCAGGUUGCCAUCUCUGAGCUUUGAUUUCUUAGCAGGCUGCCCUCAUGUGGCAAUUGGGAAAGAAUGAGACAAUUCAAGGAAAACAUGAAUUCAGUGCCUAGUAAAGUGCUCAGUGAAUGUUAGUUCCUUUCCUUCCAUAUCUUUUCCCCUUAGGAAACAUCCUGUUUAUCCAGCAUAAAAAGGAACUCAGUUGUUCACACCUUUUCUAGGGUGAGAUCAAUUGCCCUGUGGGAGUGGGAGUGUGAUGGGAAGAAUCAUGGAGAUGGGGCAGGACUCUACAGUGUUAGAGAUGAAGUGGGGAUCCUUUCGUCAUCUGGUUGGCGUGGGAGCAGGACACAGAAAAGGCCAUGCUGAGAGGUGAGAGUUUCAAGAAAAGGUAAUGCUGAGUGCUCAAAUGGAAAAGCCAGGCAUCAUGGGGCAAUGUGGAGUAGAGGACAAGACACUGAACUGAGAGUAAGGAGAUCAGAGUUCUGUCAGGAGAAUGACCUUAGGAAUUGUGACUACAAGUCAGAGUCACGAGAGAAAUCCUGCAUUCAGCCAGGUAUCAUCUUAAUACCUGCAAAGGUUGUGUUCCUCCCAGAAAGGAAGGAUAUAAAAAGAAAGUAGAAAGACAUUUAAACGUUUUCAGAGCCAAGGAAAUGCACCACCCAAUCAAGGCGUAUAGCAGUUUAGGUAGGGUUCUAGGCUUCUGUGAGAAAAUGCAGUUAGGUGCUGAAGAGCAUCAAAUCCAGGGAUAUGGCUGGGUAUACCACCUAUUUUAAGUGAUGGAAACCUUGUGAUAGGCCCUGAAUAGGACUUUCUGGGUCCUUUCAGAAUCCAGCCAGUAGUCCAACUAAAUGCCUCAGCUAUCUGAGAAGGUAACCUCCGAAAUAUAUGAAUGGUAUCAAUUAUUUCCUUGAUAGGUAAGCAUCUUUUAAUGCCGGAGGCCCUAGUAUGAAUGAUAGGCAGGUUUAAGAACAUUAAACCCAUAGUGUUAAUAUGCUUGCUUUAAGGAAUCUGUGCAGUUUGUAUUUUAAGUCCUUGACAUGUGGAAGAGAAUUUGCCUGUUAAAGUAACAGAUUUGCCUUGUAAUUCCAGUUAAAAAAUGUCGAGUAAUUAGACUUAAAAUUUCAAGUUGAAAUUUUGCUAAAUUUCUAUAUCAUUUUGGAACAUUUGAAAUGACUUCAGAUUUGCUGUAUUUAUUCAUUAAUUUAUUGGUGAUACAGUAAUUACUUGGGAAAGUAUUUUGGUAAAGUAAGGAAGUACUUAAGGACACCACAUAUAUUAAAUGUAUCAAUGCCAUUUAAAUGCUUAAAAAGUUCAAUUAACUAUAAACUGGAUCAGACAUUAAAUCAAGCUCCUUUGUUUCAUAAGCAAAAUAAUAACGGGUUGCCGUAGGUUGGCAUCAACUCAAUGGCAACAACAAGAGCUGAACUUAAAAAAGUUGAGAAAAGUGUCUGGACAAAAGGAUUUUGGAUAAGUAACUUUGAAAAAUAGAGUAUGUUUUUUAAACCAAAGUAAUUGCUGAAUAUUCCUGUACACAAAAGUCACCCUGGUAGACAUAAAAAAAAAAAAAAAACAGGGAA